AUGGUUGGGGGCCAACCCAUCGUCACGGACGAAAAGGAGCCGCAAGAUGGCACUGCUAAGUCGGGCGGCGCAGACCCGUCUGAAGAUGCCGAUUCGGAAACCAAAAACGAACGAAAACAGAAUGGUGUUCGGAAGAUCGAGGCUAUUACUUCGACUUGGAGCUAUACAGCACUCGUCUCCGUUUUCGUCAUGAUCUGGAUCACGGAAUUCACGCACUCAUUCCAACAACAGAUCGUCGGCAACCUAGCGCCGUAUGUCACCUCGUCCUUCUCCCGACACGGGUUGACCGCCACCGUCGGGAUUGUCGCUUCGCUUGCCGGAGGCACAUCUCAGCUGGUUUUCGCCAAGAUUUGUGAUGUUUGGGGGCGCUUGGAGUGUUACAUAUUGACACACUUCUUGUGUAUGCUAGGGUUAAUCCUGAUGGCUGUUGCCAACAAUAUCGAGACCUACGCGGCGGCUACAGUGUUCUGGGAGGUGGGCAGUGGGGGAAUCGGAUACGUCCAGACCGUCCUUAUCUCCGACCUGACCUCUCUGAGAAACCGAAUGGUCAUUUACACCAUGAACGCUACGUCUGCCAUCGGCCCCGUCUUCGCCGGACCCGUGGUGGCACAGCUGUUCCUUCAACACAGCAAUCUCAAAUGGGCCUUCGGCGCUUUCGCCAUUAUCAUGCCCUCCGUGGGCUCCGGCAUCAUGAUCAGUCUUCUCUAUAACCUCCGGCAGGCGAAGAAGCUGGGGAAGCUCGAGCUGAACGAAAGCGGCCGGACUUGGUACAGCUCAGCUGUGUUUUACGCAAAGGAAGUCGACAUAAUCGGAAUGUUCUUGCUCGUCGCCGGCUUUGCCAUUUUCUUGCUUCCCUUCAGCCUCGUUAGCUACUCUGCCCAUGGCUGGAAGACGGGCUACGUCAUCGCCAUGAUUGUGCUCGGCGUCUUCAUUCUGGUUGCUUUCGGCUUCUGGGAGUAUUUUUUUGCUCCCAUUCCCAUGAUUCCUUGGGCCAACCUCAAAGAUCGCACCACCUUCGGUGCUGGCUUACUAGCUUGCACGCUGUUCAUCAGCUUUGGCGCCUGGGGGAGUUACUUCUCCUCAUAUCUGCAAGUCGUCCAUCAGCAAACCGUCGCCCAUGCCGGAACGAUCAUUGGUAUCUACACAAUUGCCUCCUGCACCUGGGGUCCAUUCGUGGGACUUCUUAUCCGAUACACCAAACACUACAAAUGGAUCGCCAUACUAUUUAUCCCCGUCGCCCUCCUCGCUACCGCCCUCCUGAUCCUAUUCCGAAGCCCCGGAACCAAAAUCGGUUACAUCAUCAUGGCGCAGAUCUUCAAGGCCACCUCGGGCGGCACCCUCAUUAUCUGCGAACAGCUCGCCGUCAUGGCCAUCGUGGCCCAUAACGAAGUCGCCAUCAUGCUCGCAGCCAUUGGGCUCUUUGCUUCGAUCGGGUCCUCCAUUGGCAGGGCCAUCUCGGGAGCCAUCUGGACCAACGAGUUGCCUGAAUACCUGCUGGCUGCUCUUCCUGAGGACCAGAAGGCGAAUGCGACGGCUAUAUAUGGCGAUUUGACUAUUCAGUUGUCGUUCCCAUUCAACAGCCCCACUAGAGACGCGAUUGUGUACGCUUAUGGAGAGGUCCAGAGGAAGAUGUUGAUUGCAGGAGCUUGUUUCAUGCCGCUUGCCCUUGUGGGUGUGUUGAUGUGGAGGAAUAUCAAUGUUGGCAAGAAGAAGCAGACGGCUGGCAAUGUUUGGUAG
Messenger RNA from Pseudomassariella vexata, 1737 nucleotides. Its product is annotated as siderophore iron transporter mirB. Gene Ontology annotation, biological process: transmembrane transport. NCBI's taxonomy places the organism in Eukaryota, Fungi, Ascomycota, Sordariomycetes, Amphisphaeriales, Pseudomassariaceae. Gene Ontology annotation, molecular function: transmembrane transporter activity. The record is from RefSeq and is a predicted model, not a curated record. The coding region runs from base 1 to 1737 and encodes 578 amino acids. The transcript has 7 exons.